UAAAGAGGAAUGAAGCACUGACCCAGGCUACAAAGUGGACGAACCUCGAGAACAUGAUGCAAAGUGAAAGAGGCCGCACACAAAAGGCCACAGAGUGGAUGAUCCCAUUGAUAUGAACUGUCCAGAACAGGGGUCCUUGGUGAAUUUUGUCAUGGUUAUUUAAGGAACCUCGCCUAGAAGUCCCAACGCGCAGUUCCCCAUUGACGGGAAGGCUUGGACUCCAAGAUGAUUAUAAAGGAAUAUCGGAUUCCUCUGCCAAUGACCGUGGAGGAGUACCGCAUUGCCCAGCUGUACAUGAUACAGAAGAAGAGCCGUAACGAGACGUUCGGUGAAGGCAGUGGCGUGGAGAUCCUGGAGAACCGGCCAUACACGGACGGCCCUGGCGGCUCCGGGCAGUACACACACAAGGUGUACCAUGUGGGCAUGCACAUCCCCAGCUGGUUCCGCUCCAUCCUGCCCAAGGCGGCCCUGCGGGUGGUGGAGGAGUCCUGGAACGCCUACCCCUAUACCCGAACCAGGUUCACUUGCCCUUUUGUGGAGAAAUUCUCCAUUGACAUCGAAACCUUUUAUAAAACUGAUGCUGGAGAAAACCCCAAUGUGUUCAGCCUGUCUCCUGUGGAAAAGAACCAGCUGACGAUCGAUUUCAUCGACAUCGUCAAGGACCCUGUGCCCCCCAACGAGUAUAAGACGGAAGAGGACCCCAAGCUGUUCUACUCCACCAAGACCCAGCGGGGGCCCCUGUCCGAGAAUUGGAUCGAGGAGUACAAGCAGCAGGUCUUCCCCAUAAUGUGCGCCUACAAGCUCUGCAAGGUGGAGUUCCGCUACUGGGGCAUGCAGUCCAAGAUCGAGAGGUUCAUCCACGACACGGGCCUGCGGAAGGUGAUGGUGAGGGCCCACCGGCAGGCCUGGUGCUGGCAGGACGAGUGGUACGGGCUGAACAUGGACAACAUCCGGGAGCUGGAGAAGGAGGCGCAGCUCAUGCUGUCCCGCAAGAUGGCCCAGUUCAAUGAGGACGACAAGGGGGCCGCGGAGCUGGCCAAGGACGAGGCCACCCAGGACCAGGCCCCCAGGGAGCCCCCCCAGCCCAGCAGCAGCGGUGGGGAGCCCCUGGUGGGCAGGGGCCUGAAGAAGCAGUGGUCCACAUCCUCCAAGUCGUCCCGGUCGUCCAAGCGGGGAGCGAGUCCUUCCCGCCACAGCAUCUCGGAGUGGAGGAUGCAGAGUAUCGCCCGGGACUCAGACGAGAGCUCGGAUGAUGAGUUCUUUGAUGCUCACGAGGACCUGUCCGAUUCAGAGGAAAUGUUCCCCAAGGACAUCACCAAGUGGAACUCCAAUGACCUCAUGGACAAAAUCGAAAGCCCUGAGCCAGAGGACACACAGGACGGUCUGUACCGCCAGAGCGCCCCCGAGUUCAGGGUGGCCUCCAGUGUGGAGCAGCUGAACAUCAUCGAGGACGAGGUCAGCCCGCCGCUGGCCGUGCCGCCCUCCAAGAUCCACGUGCUGCUGCUGCUGCUGCACGGAGGCACCAUCCUGGACACGGGCGCCGGGGACCCCGGCUCCAAGCAGGGCGACACCAACACCAUGGCCACCGUGUUCGACACCGUCAUGCGCGUGCACUACCCCAGCGCCCUGGGCCACCUGGCCAUCCGCCUGGUGCCCUGCCCGCCCAUCUGCUCCGCUGCCUUCGCCCUCGUCUCCGACCUCAGCCCCUACAGCCACGACGAAGGCUGUCUGUCCAGCAGCCAGGACCACAUCCCCUUGGCCGCCCUGCCCCUGCUGGCAACCUCCUCGCCCCACUACCAGGAGGCCGUUGCCACAGUGAUUCAGCGGGCCAACCUCGCCUACGGGGACUUCAUCAAGUCCCAGGAGGGCGUGACCUUCAACGGGCAGGUCUGCCUGAUCGGGGACUGCGUCGGGGGCAUCCUGGCAUACGAUGCCUUAUGCUGCAGCAACCAGACGGCGUCUGAGAGUCAGAGCAGCAGCCGCCGGGGCAGUGUGGCCAGUGUGCAGGACACUGACCUGCUGUCCCCGGGCACGACGGUCAGUGCGGCACACGGCGGCAACCUGGAGAGCAGCCGACACCUGAGCCGCAGCAACAUCGACAUCCCCCGAAGCAACGGCGCUGAGGACCCCAGACAGCAGCUGCCCCGCAAGAGGAGUGACUCGUCCACCUACGAGCUGGACACCAUCCAGCAGCACCAGGCCUUUCUGUCCAGCCUCCACGCCAGCGUGCUGAGGAAUGAGCCCAGCUCCCGCCGCUCAAGCAGCUCCACCAUGCUGGACGGCGCAGGGGCCGUGGGCAAGUUCGACUUUGAGAUUGCUGACCUCUUCCUCUUCGGGUGCCCGCUGGGGCUGGUCCUGGCCUUGAGGAAGACGGUCAUCCCCUCCCUGGAUGUUUAUAAUGACAUUCACGUGAUCUUCCCAUCAACUAACUAUGAGAUGUUCGAAAGCACAGCCCCAUCGCACAGCCUAGAGACAUUUCUAAUCGCGGAGGACGGCUCCACACGGCUCGGGCCGCGCAUGCGCGUGAGGCUCCCAAAAGUUGCAGUUUUCCAGCUGCGGCCCGCCUGCCAGCAAGUCUACAACCUGUUCCACCCCGCCGACCCGUCGGCCUCGCGCCUGGAGCCGCUGCUGGAGCGGCGAUUCCACGCCCUGCCGCCUCUCAGCAUCCCCCGCUACCAGCGCUACCCGCUGGGGGACGGCUGCUCGACGCUGCUGGCAGAUGCACUCCAGGCCCACAACGCGGUCUUCCAAGAGCACGCGGCCCCCUCCUCGCCCGGCACAGCCCCCACUGCCCGAGGUUUCCGCCGGGCCAGCGAGAUCAGCAUCGCCAGCCAGGUGUCAGGCAUGGCUGAGAGCUACACGGCGUCCAGCAUUGCCCAGAUUGCUGCGAAGUGGUGGGGUCAGAAGCGGAUCGACUACGCCCUGUACUGCCCCGACGCCCUGACGGCCUUCCCCACCGUGGCCCUGCCCCACCUCUUCCACGCCAGCUACUGGGAGUCCACGGAUGUGGUCUCCUUCCUGCUGAGACAGGUCAUGAGGCACGACAACUCCAGCAUCUUGGAACUGGACGGCAAGGAGGUCUCGGUGUUCACUCCAUCAAAGCCGAGAGAGAAGUGGCAGCGCAAGAGGACCCACGUGAAGCUGCGGAAUGUGACGGCCAAUCACCGGAUCAAUGACGCGGUCGCCAACGAGGAUGGCCCGCAGGUCCUGACAGGCCGGUUCAUGUAUGGGCCCCUGGACAUGGUCACCCUGACUGGGGAGAAGGUGGACGUGCACAUCAUGAUGCAGCCGCCCUCGGGUGAGUGGCUGUACCUGGACACGCUGGUGACCAACAGCAGCGGGCGCGUCUCCUACACCAUCCCCGAGACCCACCGCCUGGGCGUGGGUGUCUACCCCGUCAAGAUGGUGGUCAGGGGAGACCACACGUUUGCCGACAGCUACAUCACCGUGCUGCCCAAGGGCACGGAGUUCGUGGUCUUCAGCAUCGACGGCUCCUUCGCCGCCAGCGUGUCCAUCAUGGGCAGCGACCCCAAAGUGCGGGCUGGGGCCGUGGACGUGGUGCGGCACUGGCAGGACCUGGGCUACCUCAUCAUCUAUGUGACGGGCCGGCCGGACAUGCAGAAGCAGCGGGUGGUGGCAUGGCUGGCCCAGCACAACUUCCCUCACGGCGUGGUGUCCUUCUGUGACGGCCUGGUGCACGACCCGCUGAGGCACAAGGCCAACUUCCUGAAGCUGCUCAUCUCUGAGCUGCACCUGCGCGUGCACGCGGCCUACGGCUCCACCAAGGACGUGGCGGUCUACAGCUCCAUCAGCCUGUCCCCCAUGCAGAUCUACAUCGUGGGCCGGCCCACCAAGAAGCUGCAGCAGCAGUGCCAGUUCAUCACCGACGGCUACGCGGCCCACCUGGCCCAGCUCAAGUACAACCACCGGGCGCGGCCGGCCCGCAACGCGGCCACCCGCAUGGCGCUGCGCAAGGGCAGCUUCGGCCUGCCCGGCCAGGGCGACUUCCUGCGCUCCCGGAACCACCUGCUCCGCACCAUCUCGGCCCAGCCCAGCGGGCCCAGCCACCGGCACGAGCGGACGCAGAGCCAGGCGGACGGCGAGCAGCGGGGACAGCGUAGCAUGAGCGUGGCGGCCGGCUGCUGGGGCCGCGCCAUGGCCGGCCGGCCCGAGCCGGGGGCAGCUGCGGGCCCCAAGUAGGGCUCCGGGAGCAAGGCGCUGUGGUCUCCAUGGUGCUAGGCCGGGGCGGCCCGCCCUGCCAGGAGGCCUGGCCUGGGCACGGACAGUCGGCUGGGGCCCAGCUUGUCCCAGGGCCCGGCGGAGGACACGGGGCCGCGCCACACACACACGCGCCAGCCCUGCCUCACGUGUUAGGGUCUGCAGGGUUCCAGCUUGUCGUGGAAGCUGGCAGGACGACCAGCCCGAGGAUGACGGAGGGACCAGGACCCCCCAACGUGGACUGGCCGGGAAGGCACGCCCGGACGCUUGCCCUGCGUUGACCGCCCAGCACCCUGAUGCCAGGCCUGGGCACCUCCCAUCCACUAGCUCGCCCCGACCCCCAAGUCCCCUCCCACUUGGUAGCAGCUCCAACAGGGGACAGCCUGCUUCUUGUUAACUCGAGUUACUCAACUGCUCGACCUCACUGGUUUUGCACUGAAGUUUAAGGUGGAGACCCAUCACCAUCUCCUAUGGCUACAGAUCCGUUGACGUGCGUGAAAAUUCAGCGUUUGCUGAUCCAGGACCCAUCGCCACACAGAAGGCUCCAGGGCAGAGAAUUCUUGUACAAGUAGGAGAGAAAGGCCAUAUGGUAAUUUCCGCAGCUCCACCUGGCCCGCCAGCCCAUGGCAGCCCUGGACCCCCAACCCCUUCUAGCUGCCCCACCGGGAGCCCCUUCCAGCCGAGGGCCUGGCGUCUUCUCAGCCCCAGGCAGAGCCCAGGCCGCCCGGCCGGUGAAGCCGAGGUGGGUGGCUCCUGAGAAGCCUCGCCUCGGGCUGCGGGGCCGGGACCGGCCGGGCCUACUUCUUCCGCUCCUCGCCGGCCGUCAGCCAAGGCCCCACGCCUCGGCCCCCCCUUCCACGUUUCUACACCUUUCUACUCCUCCAAUCUGAUUUCUAUGAGGUUUUUUUAAAUGAGCAAUCCUUGGCUGCUUCCUUUUCUUAACUCUUUCAGUACCAAACGCAGCCCCUCCACGUGAAAACGCCCAGCACUGUGACGGAGUCCAGCCUGGUUCUGGGUCCCAGGGCCCUGUCCCCUGCCCAGGCAGCGGGGCGUGGGCUCCCUGCCUCGCCUGACCCCUGUUAAUUCCACUGAAUUUCUACUCUGGGGUGAGUGGGGCACACACUUAGGUUUUUUUUAACACCAAUUCCGUUUCGAUGCCGAAUCUAAGAAGCCACAACUCGCUUAGUUAGCUUCAGGGCAGGCAGCCACGACUUCAUUUCCCACCUGGUAAGGACCGGGCUGUCCUGCGCGCUGGGUCUGAGCAUCAGUCCUCCCUCCCGGGAACCGACCGCAGUCUCAGCUGUGGCUCAGCCCCGGGCAGCCCCUCUGCUGCUCCUCCACCUUCUCUGAGACGGGGGAGCCUGCCGGGCCCCAGCCAGCCGUCCAGCGACCAGGCUCCUUCUGUGAGAAGCUGCUGCCAACCUGGAUACGGCCUCAGGGCCUCGUGGGCUGGGACGGGGAGGCGCACUGAUGGAUGUUAACAUUUUCCCGUGUGUAGAUAUGUACAGCCAAAGGGUCGUGUAAAUGUUCUGCAAAAGUGGGUCUGUACAGAGUGAAAGCUAUUUAUUUUGUGCAGAGAAAAAUGUCUGGAGGGAUGGGACCUUCAGGGUUUAUUCAUAUUUAAGAUGUAGCUUUUUGUUGUUGUUUCAGGCGUUAUGUAUAAAGCGACGAUUAUUUUAUGGACCAAGUUUUAAUGUAACUGUUGCAGUGAAAGUGCAAUAUCUAACCCCUUGCUCCCAGUGGGAAUCGCUUGGCCCGACAAUCACAGCCCCGACGAGGGGCCCCAUGGCCAGUGCCGCCUCCUGUCGGUCCCACCUCGCCCCAGCUCGCCUGUCGCCGGGUGAGCUGCCAUCCGGAGGAGCACCUGGAAGAGUCUCAGCCCGCCUGCAAUGAAGGCUGGGAGGCCGCCUGGCCCCAGGAGGCCGGGUGGGCAGUGGGCUCGGCCUCUCCCAGUGGGCAGCUCCCCCACGGCUCCGAGCUCCCCGCCUGCCUGCCCAGCCGCCAGCCAUGCCAAGGACAACAGCAAUAGUCCCCGGGCCUCUCCCAGCGGCCCUCAGCCAUAGAUGGCGAGGUGGGCAGCCCAGCCUCCCCGUUGACGUCUCUCUUCUCUAUCCAGGUCUGCUUCCUGACCUCCCUGAAGAUUCCUUUCGGCACAUUAUCCUCUUAAGGAAGCACCAGUUUUUCAGAAACUAAGAGAGGGAGGACAGAGUCCUUUAAAAAUACCAAAAAUGUUUACAGCAUUGGGUGCUGAGCUGCAGGGCUCAGGCCCGACCAGUCGUAACCAAAGGGUGAAGCAGGCCUUGCUGACUGCCACCCCACCCCAGGCCUGUUAGAGUAGAAGCCUUAGUCCCACUCCCACCCCCAAGCCCCCAGGACUGAGCCUCAGCCCGCCCCCCCAGAUCCCCCCACCUGCCUUCUCUUUGAUUUCUAAAGAGGGACUCAACAGAGACCCCACGCCCCCUUCCUAGCUCAGUCUGAGCUGCCUGCCCGCCCGCCCGCCACGUCGCAGUCUUCACGUCUCGGCCCCCCAUCUGUCUGGACCGAAUGUGAGUGGUGUCCUGACUUGCCCCCGCCCGCCCUUGCUGUCCCUGCUCCAUCAGGCCUGAGUGUGCUCUGUGUACUGUGUCGUUGUCUGUUACACCAAUUAAAGAAGCAGGAAGGCUU
Messenger RNA from Balaenoptera musculus (blue whale), 6882 nucleotides. It is a transcript of the gene PITPNM2, whose product is annotated as phosphatidylinositol transfer protein membrane associated 2. Bases 226 to 4200 code for a protein of 1324 amino acids. The transcript has 25 exons. The record is from RefSeq and is a predicted model, not a curated record. Gene Ontology annotation, molecular function: metal ion binding; phosphatidylcholine binding; phosphatidylinositol binding. NCBI's taxonomy places the organism in Eukaryota, Metazoa, Chordata, Mammalia, Artiodactyla, Balaenopteridae. Gene Ontology annotation, biological process: phospholipid transport. Gene Ontology annotation, cellular component: cytoplasm.